GACCAUAAAGCAAACAAGACAAAUAUCAGAGAGCAUAAAAACCCCUAUUUUCCUCCAUUAUCAUUGUCCCUACCUUUUCAAUUUGCCUUCACACUCUGAUACCUCCUUCCAUCCAACGCUUCUUCAUCUUCGAUUUCUCGCUUCGUCAUCGUGUUCAUUGGAAUUUAGCUAUGGGAAAAAGGAAGGCGAAAACAAAGCCACCUCCAAAGAAAAGAAUGGAUAAGCUUGACACUGUCUUUAGCUGUCCUUUCUGCAAUCACGGCUCGAGUGUUGAGUGCCGCAUUGAUAUGAAGAACUUGAUUGGGGAAGCUUCUUGCGGGAUAUGUCAAGAGAGCUUUAGCACUACCAUCACAGCUUUAUCUGAGGCAAUAGACAUAUACAGUGAAUGGAUUGAUGAAUGUGAGCGAGUGAACACCGUGGAAGAUGAUGGUGCUUAGUGAUUGCAAGGAUGUACUUCUAAUGAUAGUAAAUGGACAACCGUCCAACUUUAUAAUUUCUUCACCCUGUAUUUAUGUCCGUUUCUGUUGUGACACUAGUGUGACUGCUUUAGUUUGAAUGUGGACUCCUUGACAUAUUGUAAUGCUUGUACUCAAGAACAUGAAAAUAAUUGUCUAGUUAGGUGAAGCCUCUUUGAUAGAAAGCUGAUAUGUAAUCUGUUUUGGUUUCUUUGAUGCAGUAUAUGUGAUAGUAGCUUCUUUUUUUGAAAGAA
Messenger RNA from Medicago truncatula (barrel medic), 709 nucleotides. Its product is annotated as transcription elongation factor 1 homolog. The coding region runs from base 171 to 437 and encodes 88 amino acids. The record is from RefSeq and is a predicted model, not a curated record. Gene Ontology annotation, molecular function: RNA polymerase II complex binding. Gene Ontology annotation, biological process: transcription elongation by RNA polymerase II. Lineage: Eukaryota; Viridiplantae; Streptophyta; Magnoliopsida; Fabales; Fabaceae. Gene Ontology annotation, cellular component: transcription elongation factor complex. The transcript has 5 exons.